Molecule: messenger RNA, 820 nt
Organism: Xenopus laevis (African clawed frog)
Lineage: Eukaryota; Metazoa; Chordata; Amphibia; Anura; Pipidae
Product: gastrokine-1-like
Exons: 6
Coding region: 44-586 (180 amino acids)
Source: RefSeq, a predicted model, not a curated record
GCUAUUGCCCAGAGUCCUCACUAUUUCCAGUCUCAAAGCAAAAAUGGGUGCAACGAUCCUGUUUGUGACCCUACUGGGAGCUUUUAUUCAUCCUUUACUUGCAGAUGAGUCAUACCAAUAUGCCGAACAAGGACCCAACGGAAUAACGAUGUACCACACAGUGAACAUUAAUGAGCAAGUCAAGGUUGUCGUUUUUAACGUAUACUCAGGCAAGCAAUCAGCUAAUGCAGUCUUUGAUUACAGGCAGAAUAUUAUUGCCUACCAUAUGCCUUACAGAGGGAUCUGUGUCGUGGCUCACAUGGAUAUCGCCACCUUCCCAGGACUAGGAAUUUUUAACAAAUUCAUUCACACCAAGAGGGAGAAAGAAAAGGAGCUGAAUAAGUUGCUGAAACACUACGAAAUCACCAACCAGCAAGUAGGCGAUCUGUCCCAGUUUGGGAAUGCCGUGGAUGGACUAUGCUGGGGAGUCCCCACUUAUUGGGCUACUGAGAAACCUAGGCCAAGGGCGGGCUUCGGAGCUCAGGGUUGCGCUGGAAUACAUUUCCUUUUCAUACAUGUCGGAUUGUGUGCAGGGUUUCAUUUUUAAUGCCUGCAAUAAGAACAUCAUGGAAGGGGGCAAAAUCUCUGCAAGUCCAGGCCACAGAAUCAGAAUCAUCUAUUUCAUUUAUAUCAACGUGAGAAAAACACCUAGAGCAUUUCUCUCUACUCAGGGACUCAGUGUAACUCAAUGUAAAUUGUAUGUGCUCUAUAUUCUUGUUACUAUGUCUUCCCUGUGGUCAGUCUGUGCAUUGGACUAUAAUAAAAUAAGGAUUGAAGAUAA